AUGCACAAAUGGAACAAAUACAUCAGCCUUAAAUCAUGUACUUUAUUACAGAUAGAACAGCAAAUACAGCAACGGUUUGCCCACUACGACAAGGAUCCCGAGUUUGUGAAGACACGUCAACGUUACGCAGAUUUGCAUUCGAAGUUGGCGGUGCUCAAAUCACGUAUAUCCGACUUUGAACGCGCCCAAGAUGUGGCCGCAAGUGGCUCGACAACUGCUGUUCCUAUGGAUCUUUGCGAUUUGGAGUGA
Strongylus vulgaris is the source of this 249-nucleotide messenger RNA. The record is from the annotation of a GenBank genome assembly. Lineage: Eukaryota; Metazoa; Nematoda; Chromadorea; Rhabditida; Strongylidae.